AUGAGACUCAUUAUCCGAGACGACUCGGAAGCCGCUAGCUCUUAUGUAGCUAACUAUAUUAUACAAAGGAUCAAGCAUUUCAACCCAACUCCAGCUCAUCCCUUUGUUCUGGGUCUACCCACAGGCUCUAGUCCAUUGGGUGUGUACAGGAUUUUGGUCAAGAAGUAUAAGGCGGGAGAGAUAUCAUUUGAAAAUGUGGUCACUUUUAACAUGGAUGAAUAUAUCGGGAUCCCUCGAGACCAUCCCGAAUCGUACCACUCCUUCAUGUGGAAGAACUUUUUCUCACAUGUCAACGUCAAGCCCAACAACGUUAACAUCCUGAACGGCAACGCGCCCAAUCCUGAAGCCGAGUGCGUGGAGUACGAGGCUAAGAUCAAGCGCGCUGGCGGUAUUGACUUGUUCCUGGGCGGCAUCGGUGAGGACGGCCACAUUGCUUUCAAUGAGCCCGGCUCGAGCCUGGCGUCCAGAACUCGUGUCAAGACUCUCGCGUAUGACACAAUCAUUGCCAACUCGCGCUUCUUUGACAAUGACCUGGAUAAGGUCCCCAAGAUGGCCCUGACAGUUGGUGUGCAGACCGUGCUUGAAGCUCGUGAGGUCGUUGUCAUUAUAUUGGGUUCUCGCAAGUCACUGGCGCUUCAGAAGUGUAUUGAGCAGGGUGUAAACCACAUGUGGACACUGUCGAGUCUCCAGCUCCAUCCUCAUCCCAUGAUCGUCUGCGAUGAGGACGCCACGCUAGAGUUGCAGGUCAAGACUGUCAAGUACUUCAAGAGCAUCGAGCAAGUCGCAGCGCAGCAAGGCUUCGAGCAGAUCUUACCGUCUACUAUUCGCACAGGUCCUACAUCCAUUCCGAAGCCCAUUGUGGACAUCCGAGCACCACCAUCUCCUCCCUCCCCGACUUCACCCAUUAUCUCGUCGCCCACCAUACUUGCACCCCAGCCUACCACUUCACGGUUCUUGCGGCCCAAGUCCCCAGCGAACGAGUAUCCUGUGAGGUCCGUGUCUCCUGACCUGGUACCGGAUCGCAUGGCCGACCGAGUUGGAGUACCGAAUCUUUCGAUGCGGCUGACUCCACGACCGGAGCAGCAACAGCAACAGCAUUUCGCGAGUGUUGGGGCAUAG
Molecule: messenger RNA, 1119 nt
Organism: Truncatella angustata
Lineage: Eukaryota; Fungi; Ascomycota; Sordariomycetes; Amphisphaeriales; Sporocadaceae
Product: glucosamine-6-phosphate isomerase
Exons: 4
Coding region: 1-1119 (372 amino acids)
Biological process (GO): carbohydrate metabolic process; N-acetylglucosamine catabolic process; D-glucosamine catabolic process
Cellular component (GO): cytoplasm
Molecular function (GO): glucosamine-6-phosphate deaminase activity; identical protein binding
Source: RefSeq, a predicted model, not a curated record